Molecule: messenger RNA, 1239 nt
Organism: Salvelinus fontinalis (brook trout)
Lineage: Eukaryota; Metazoa; Chordata; Actinopteri; Salmoniformes; Salmonidae
Exons: 2
Coding region: 1-1239 (412 amino acids)
Source: RefSeq, a predicted model, not a curated record
AUGGGUCACAUAAAGGAGGACUAUGACCACAGCCGAGAGAUUGAUGCACCCACCAAAUACCACCCACAACUCAACCACCCAUCACCCAGCACCCACCAAAUACCACCCACAACUCAACCACCCAUCACCCAUCACCCAGCACCCACCAAUCACCACCCACAACUCAACCACCCAUUACCCAGCACCCACCAACACCACCCACAACUCAACCACCCAUCACCCAGCACCCACCAAUCACCACCCACAACUCAACCACCCAUCACCCAGCACCCACCAAUCACCACCCACAACUCAACCACCCAUCACCCACCAAUCACCACCCACAACUCAACCACCCAUCACCCACCAACCACCACCCACAACUCAACCACCCAUCACCCAGCACCCACCAAAUACCACCCACAACUCAACCACCCAUCACCCAGCACCCACCAAUCACCACCCACAACUCAACCACCCAUCACCCAGCACCCACCAAUCACCACCCACAACUCAACCACCCAUCACCCACCAAUCACCACCCACAACUCAACCACCCAUCACCCAGCACCCACCAAUCACCACCCACAACUCAACCACCCAUCACCCAGCACCCACCAACCACCACCCACAACCCAACCACCCAUCACCCAGCACCCACCAAUCACCACCCACAACCAACCACCCAGCACCCACCAAUCACCACCCACAACUCAACCACCCAUCACCCACCAACCACCACCCACAACUCAACCACCCAGCACCCACCAAUCACCACCCACAACUCAACCACCCAUCACCCAGCACCCACCAAUCACCACCCACAACUCAACCACCCAGCACCCACCAAUCACCACCCACAACUCAACCACCCAUCACCCACCAAUCACCACCCACAAAUCAACCACCCAUCACCCAGCACCCACCAAUCAGCACCCACAACUCAACCACCCAUCACCCACCAACCACCACCCACAACUCAACCACCCAUCACCCACUAAUUACCACCCACCAACUACAACACCCCCAUCACCCACCAACCACCACCCACCAAUCACCAACUACAACUCACUCCCAUCACCCACCAAUCACCACCCACAACUCAACCACCCAUCACCCACCAAUCACCACCCACAACUCAACCACCCAGCACCCACCAAUCACCACCCACCAACUACCCGUCACCCAGCACCCACUAAUCACCACCCACCAAUCACCAACUACAACUCAUCUUCCACCACCCAGCGUGCAACUGACUAG